Molecule: messenger RNA, 5327 nt
Organism: Centrocercus urophasianus (Greater sage-grouse)
Lineage: Eukaryota; Metazoa; Chordata; Aves; Galliformes; Phasianidae
Gene: LRIG3
Product: leucine rich repeats and immunoglobulin like domains 3
Exons: 19
Coding region: 299-3481 (1060 amino acids)
Molecular function (GO): protein binding
Source: RefSeq, a predicted model, not a curated record
CGGUAACGCGUUAGUGAAAUGCCAUGUGUAGGGAAUUUACCUCCUGUGACAAGCUUUUAUGGACAAAGCAUGAAUUAUGGGAGCUUUCUGCAGACCUGAAAAGAGCCGGGGCACUUGGCACAUUUGUUUUUAAUCUCUUGUCAUUCAAAUAUCUUCUGUAUUAGUCGCCGUAAUUUUCUAUUACAUUUCCAAAGCAGAUCGAGAUAAGGACUUUAAAGUAAACAGGAAGACUUUCAAUUAGUUGUGGCUAAUUCUGCUCAAUUGCCUCGUCUGGAGGUCAUGCUGCUUUGCUCAUGAAAUGUGGAUGGCUGUAUUGACACCAUAUGGCACUGAGCACACGAAAGGCUGCAGGAGGGAUCUGAGUCACAACAAAUUAUCUUCAAUCAAGGCCAAUUUCUUGGAUCACCUUCAUAGUCUUCGGGAAGUGAAGUUGAACUACAAUGAACUGGAGAUCAUUCCAAAUCUGGGACCAGUCUCUGCAAAUAUAACUCUUCUGUCUUUGACCAGUAAUAAGAUUGCCAACAUCUUACCUGAACAUCUGAAGCCAUUUCAGAGUUUAGAAACUUUGGAUUUGAGCAACAACAACAUAUCAGAGCUAAAAAUGUCAUCAUUUCCUUCCUUACAGCUCAAGUAUCUGUACAUUAACAGUAACCGAAUAACCUCCAUGGAGCCUGGUACUUUUGACAAUUUGUCUACCACACUUCAAGUAUUAAAACUGAACAGGAACAGAAUUUCAGCAAUCCCUCAAAAGAUGUUUAAACUUUCCCAUCUGCAACACCUGGAGUUGAAUCGCAACAAAAUUAAAAAAAUAGAUGGGCUUACUUUCCAAGGACUUCCAGCUUUGAAGUCAUUGAAACUACAGAGAAACGGGAUUACUAGGCUCAUGGAUGGUGCAUUCUGGGGAUUAACCAACAUGGAAGUUUUGCAGCUGGACCAUAACAACUUAACAGAGGUAACCAAAGGCUGGCUUUAUGGUUUGCUGAUGCUGCAACAGCUCCAUCUCAGCCAAAAUGCCAUCAGCAGGAUCAGUCCUGACGCCUGGGAAUUUUGCCAAAAACUCAGUGAGCUAGAUUUGACGUUCAAUCACUUAGCAAGGUUAGAUGAUUCAAGCUUUGUUGGCUUAAGCGUGCUAGUUGGACUGUACAUUGGAAGCAACAAAGUAAACUACAUUGCUGAUUGUGCCUUCCGGGGACUUUCUAGUCUACAGACUUUAGAUCUGAAAAAUAAUGAAAUAUCGUGGACUAUUGAAGAUAUGAAUGGUGCCUUCUCAGGUCUGGAUGAACUUAGGAAGCUGAUACUGCAAGGAAACAGAAUUAGAUCUAUUACAAAGAAAGCAUUUUCUGGCUUGGAUGCACUUGAACACCUGGAUCUAAGCAAUAAUGCAAUUAUGUCAGUUCAAGGAAAUGCUUUUUCACAAAUGAAGAAACUCAAAGAAUUGCAUUUAAACACAUCAAGUCUCCUGUGUGACUGCCAGUUAAAGUGGCUACCACAGUGGAUGUCAGAGAACAACUUUCAGAACUUUGUAAAUGCCAGUUGUGCCCAUCCUCAGUUACUAAAAGGGAGAAGUAUUUUUGCUGUCAGCCUGGAUGCAUUUGUCUGUGAUGAUUUUCCUAAGCCACAGAUCACUGUCCAGCCAGAAACACAGUCAGCAAUUAAAGGCUCCAAUUUGAGUUUUGUAUGUUCAGCAGCCAGCAGCAGUGAUUCCCCAAUGACCUUUGCAUGGAAGAAAGACAAUGAAUUACUGCAUGAUGCUGAAAUGGAGAAUUAUGCACACCUCCGGGCGCAAGGCGGUGAAGUGAUGGAGUAUACCACCAUCCUUCGACUGCGCAAUGUUGAAUUCAGCAGUGAAGGGAAAUACCAAUGCGUAAUUUCAAAUCACUUUGGUUCAUCCUACUCUAUUAAAGCCAAACUUACAGUAAACAUGCUGCCUUCAUUUACGAAGAUUCCUAUGGACUUAACCAUUCGUGCUGGGGCAAUGGCACGUUUGGAAUGUGCUGCAGUUGGGCAUCCUAUCCCACAGAUUGCUUGGCAGAAAGAUGGUGGAACAGAUUUUCCAGCAGCACGCAAGAGGCGUAUGCAUGUCAUGCCUGAAGAUGAUGUAUUCUUUAUUGUUGAUGUAAAAAUUGAGGACACAGGUGUCUAUAGCUGUACAGCUCAAAAUACUGCAGGAAGCAUUUCGGCUAAUGCGACAUUAACAGUUCUAGAAACACCAUCAUUUUUGCGGCCUUUGCUGGAUCGAACUGUAACAAAAGGUGAAACUGCAGUCUUACAGUGCAUUGCUGGUGGUAGCCCUCCACCCCGACUGAACUGGACCAAGGAUGACAGCCCUCUCAUGGUAACAGAAAGACAUUUCUUUGCUGCAAGCAAUCAGUUAUUAAUUAUUGUGGAUACAGAUGUAGAAGAUGCUGGGAAGUACACUUGUGAAAUGUCUAAUACACUUGGAACAGAACGAGGCAACAUUCGUCUUAAUGUAAUUCCUACUCCCACCUGUGAUUCUCCUCAAAACAUUGCUCCAGCACUUGAUGAUGAUGGAUGGGCCACAGUUGGCAUUGUCAUCAUAGCUGUGGUUUGCUGUGUGGUGGGCACUUCCUUGGUGUGGGUGGUCAUCAUCUACCACACUAGAAGGAGAAAUGAAGAUUGCAGCAUCACAAAUACAGAUGAAACAAAUUUGCCUGCUGACAUUCCAAGUUACCUGUCAUCCCAGGGCACGCUGGCUGAAAGGCAGGAUGGAUAUGGUUCAUCUGAAAAUGGUAGUCAUCAUCAGUUCCUCACAUCUUCUGUGGGAGGGUAUUUCUUACAACAAAGAGACAGUAAUGGCAUUUGCCACCUAGAUAAUGGCAGUGAAACAGACUUGGAUGGUGUUGCAGAUCCAUUUCUAUGCCACUACCUGGGUACUUCGGGGUCAGUGUAUUUAAAAGGAAACACAUACAGCUCUGAGACCUUUGAAGCAUGCAGCCCAAAUUGCAGCCCUGACCAAAGAACAGCAAACCUGGAUCCUUAUGAGUCUGGAUAUUUAAAGAAAAAGGAAUGCUGUCAGUACUCACUUCCACUGGAAGAUCCCUUUGACCAGUGCAUUGGCAUUAUUGGGAUGCAGGCUACAAGCAGCAAGUUGAUUAACUCCAUUUAUACUCAAAAUGAAGGAACUGGACUAAAAAGCAGAAGUCUGAACUCAGACAAGCUUGAUUUAAACAGAAGUUUGGAACCCUCGUCUAUUAUCAGUAGUAGCACUUUCAUGGGAACAUUUGGAAAGCCUGUAUGGAGGCCUCAGCUGGACUCCCUUUCAAGUCGUAGACAGCCAGCAAGAUGUCAACCGAAAACCUUCCAUAAUAAUCCUCAUUCCUCAUUGGACUUUGACCCAGAAGCAGAUGAAGAUGGAAGGGAAAGGACAGUUUCUAGAGGAGAAAACAGCAUUUACAAUUACAAACAGUCCUUUGAAAACUUCAGAACUUUUACUUUUCAAUCCUGUGAUUUGGAUACAUAGCUCCUUUUGGACCUGCCAUUGAUUUCUGGAACCAAAGAAAUACUUUGACACGCUACUACCUCAGUGUGGAAUUUUAUUUAAAAAGGGGAAUAAGGAAAGGAAGAAGGGAAGAAAGAAACCACAUGAUGCAAUGAAUUCAGAACAAAUAAAUGCAUUUUUAUUCAAAUAAAACAUAAUUACCAAAAUGCUCUAAAUUUUUAUACAGGGAAAGCAUUCCUUAUAAAAAUACUAUAUUUCUAAUUAUUUUAUAGCUUUGUUUUAUGCAAAUAAUAUCUUUUGUAAAUUAAUGGUGUAAAUAAUACAGCAUAUGUAUUUCUAUGUCAGACUUCAUUUUAUUGAAAUGAGUAGUAAGCAUUCUAAUUUUAUACUGUUACUUGUAUCUUUUUUACAAAUGGAAACUCCACGCUGUUUGCAGGUAUCAUGCAUCUUAUUUGCACAUUACUUUUAAUAAACUAUGCUGCCAUGUGGUCUCUGACCCACAUUAAAGUAUGAAGAAUGAGAAGUGUGAAUUCUGUUUGUAAAUAGAGAAAAGGAGUGUUAAAUUUGCAGGUUCCUUCUGUUAAAUAUUUGCACCUUCAUUUGCCUGACAUUCGUGUCUCUGGACUUAGCUGUGUUAAAUGUGUUCUGCUUCCAAGGGUAGGUGCUUAGUUACUGUCUCUGGUAAGUUGGGUUGUGAAGCCGUUUAUUCCAAAAUAAAUAAGCAGAUCUGCCGCUUUCUGCAUUCCAACUAUAAGAUGUGUUUGCACACAUUCUAUUUUCAUGCACACAAGGCUGUAAUGCUGUUUGCCUGGUGCGCCUGCAUCUGAUGGAGGAUAUAUGCAUAGUAGAUUCUCAAAUUCUUAUUGAGCUACUUAGUAAAAGAAAACAAUACUAAAAAAAUAAAAAAAGGCAAUGAAAAUCUGCCUGGCACCAACCACUCUUUUCUAAGGGGUUUACUGUUAAAUGUUUGCCAAAUAUGCAAUGCAUGCCUGAAUCUUUGCUUUCCCAUACCCUUUCUCCCUCUUUCUUGUUUCUGCAACCACUGCCACACCCAGCAUAAGAAGGUAAUCUAAGUACAAGAUAAUGUUUUCUUUGGUUUAACUCAUGCUUCUGUUCCUUAUUCAGCUGUCCUUUUCUGGUUAUAAUUGAAAUCUGUGCCUUAGUAAUUCAGCAAUUGUAAAUUCUUGCUGAAUUAAAUUUGAAGUAAGGAACACAAUGCCUUUAACUGUACAAAGUCAGAGAAAGAUGGUUGCUUACUAUGAGAUGGUAAUUAAAGCAAAGUGAAAACACUUAUUUUUCUAUGUACUGAUACCUACUAUUUUAAAAAGCUGUGAACCCUUUUGUCAUCACUGUAUUAAAAAACAGUGGGACUCCAAAAUGGUUAAUAUUCCAGGACGCUGGCUUUUUCAGUCUGUCUCCUUUGAAGGUGCAAACGUACAUGCUUGCCAAAUCACUUCUUUUAAACUAAAUUAAAAGCAGCUGUUAGAGGGGGCCAUCACAGACAUAGCUAAAGCUAGAGCAAAGGUUUCACUGCCUGGUGCAGCUGAGCUAGAGACUUUUUCUUGUUUGUAGUCUGAAACCUGGUACCCAGAUUGCAGUGUAAUUUUCCUUUAAUUUUGGCGCCAGUAUUAGAGACAGGAAGUUAAUCCAUCCUUAGUCACUGGUGGUCUAAGUGUAGAGAAAGGAUUUUGUGUGUUUUAGUUCAUCAUGUUGCCAGAUUUUCUGACUCUUGUUGUUAAUUUGUCUCUAUUGCUGCCAGAUGUGCUGAUGUGGUGACAGACAUUGAUAUGAGUAUUUGAUUAUAACUGAGUGCGUAUUGAAAGAGAUGAAUUCUUCCCAAGUUAAGCACAAAGCUAUAAAUCAAUGA